CACAGACCAGCACAGUGCAGAGUCAGGCCCCAACUAGCAAAAGUGGCAACUGGGCUGAUUGGAUAUCUUUGACAGCAGAGUGUUCCUGCCUCCAGAAUGGCAGUCGUGUGGUCCCUUAGUGUGAUCCUUGCUGGACUUCUCCUGUUUUACACUAAUGGAGUUCAUGCAGAUCUUGAGGAAUGGCUCGGGAGUCCGUUUGUACAAACUGCAGUAAAUGAAGCCAUUAAAUCGGUGGACAAAGCAUAUGCAGAGACCAGAGGCUUCCAUAAAGAGCAGCUGCACACAAGAUCCUUGACUCCAGGUGACCUACUGCGUUUCUUCAAGCAGCCUUUGGCAGAGACCAAGGUCGCAGUGAGAGCAGCAGAAUACACGGAAAAUGUAAUGCAACAGGUCCAACAGCAUAUCCAUCGAAUACACAAACGCUCAUUCAAUGCAUCAGAUUUGUUAUCACCGAAUGACCUGGACAUCAUUGCAAAAGUCACAGGGUGUCAAGCCGUACGUCAACCUCCAGUCUGUGCUGAUGACUGUUGGUCAAACCGAUACAGGACCUUCACCUCCAUAUGCAACAACCGGUUGAAGCCUCGUCUGGGAGCCUCCAACACAGCGCUCACCCGAUGGCUCCCUGCUAAGUAUGAGGAUGGGAUUUCACUUCCACUGGGUUGGACUCCAAACAAAUUACAUGCCGGAUUUGCUGUGCCUUUGGUCCGAGAGGUGUCCAACAGAAUUUUGAAAGUAUCUAAUAAGGAUGUAGUCUCAGACGAAACAGUGACUGGUAUGUUUAUGCAGUGGGGACAGUGGAUUGAUCACGACAUGAGUUUAAGUCCUGUGUCUGGCAGUAUCCAAACCUUUAAUGGAGGCAUCAACUGUGAACGUACUUGUGUUCAGAGAAGUCCUUGUUUUCCAAUUGAGAUACCUCAUGGUGACACCAGGAUCAAAGACACUAAAACAUGCAUGCCCUUCUUCCGAUCGGCUCCUGCUUGUGGCACUGGUGAGCUGGGUACAAUGUUUGGAGAUGUGAACACUCGUCAGCAGAUUAAUUCCCUCACAAGUUUCCUCGAUGUCAAUGAAGUCUACGGCAGCACAGAUUGUCUGGCCAACAAGCUCAGAAACCUGACCAAUGAACUUGGUCUGUUGGCUGUGAACCAGGAAUUCUCUGACAAUGGACGAGAAUAUCUACCAUUCAACACCAUUUCAAGUAAUCUUUGUGGCGGCGGGGGAGAAGGCUGUGCCACUGGCCGAAACGCUACUCCGUGUUUUCUUGGUGGCGAUGUACGUGUGAAUGAACAGCUGGGACUGUUAUCUUUCCACACAAUAUUUCUACGGGAGCACAAUCGCAUCGCGAGAGAGCUGAAGAGAAUGAACCCACACUGGAGUGGGGAUACAACAUAUCAUGAAACAAGAAAAAUUUUAGGAGCUUUUCAACAGAUAAUAAACCACAGAGACUAUGCUCCCCAGGUAAUUGGAACAGAAGCAACAGAGAAAUAUCUCUCAGAAUACGAAGGUUACAAUGAGUCUGUGAAUCCCAGUAUCGCCAAUGUUUUCUCAACAGCGGCUUUCCGUUUUGGACACCUCAGCAUUCAGCCAAUUUUGGUCCGCAUGGCUGAAAACUUCCAGGAGCACCCGGAGUUUCCAAAUCUGCCUCUCCACGAGACUUUCUUCACUCCCUGGAGAAUAAUAAAGCAAGGUGGAGCAGAUCCCAUUGUACGAGGACUGUUGGGUUUUCCUGCAAAACUGCAGAAAUCAGGCAAGAUGUUGCCAGAUGAGCUGCGAGAGAAGUUGUUUAAGCUGAGCACCCACUUAGCGCUGGACCUGGGUGCUCUGAAUAUGCAGCGCUCUCGUGAUCACGGACUCCAAGGUUACAAUGCAUGGCGCAAAUUCUGUGGACUUUCACAACCAAACGGUCAUUUCCAACUUUCUCAAGUCCUCCAAAAUUCAGAUCUAGCAGAGAAAUUCCUCAAGCUAUACGGAACUGUAGAAAAUAUUGAUGUGUGGAUAGGGGCAAUCUCUGAGCCCUUCGUAAAAGGUGGAAAGAUUGGCCCUUUGUUAGCCUGCUUAAUAGGACAGCAGUUCAAGAACCUAAGAGAUGGGGACAGAUUCUGGUGGGAAAAUCCAGGAGUGUUUACUCAUGGCCAGCGCCAGGCUCUUACUCAAAUCUCCAUGUCCAGGAUAAUCUGUGAUAACACUGGGAUACAGUUUCUUCCUCAGGAUGCCUUUAAAUUCCAUCACUUUCCACAAGGAUAUGUAAACUGCACCAAGAUACCACAGGUCGACCUGAGUGCCUGGAGAGAGGAUACACAAGUGACCCCAUGUGGCUCUGUCCCCGCUGUGGCUAAUGCCCAUUUCUCCAUCUGUGAAUCCUCGGUCAGGUACACCUGUCAGCCUGGAUUCACACUGGAGGGAGGGGAUACAUUAACGUGUCUGAGUAACGGAAAUUGGGAACCUGAACCACCCGGCUGUGUAGCUGUAGGUGAAGAAACUCCAAAUGGCACUGGACCAUCAAGUAUUAAAGGAGAAAAAGGUGACACCGGCUCAGUCGGACCUAAAGGAGAGUGUGUUGGAUCUCUGCAACAAACAAAGAUAUCGGCCUUUUCCGUAAGACUUACAUCAAGAAAUUUGAGGGCAGGACGUCCAUUUCCAUGUUCCACUGAGAUCUAUAAUGGCCAGAAAGAUUACGAUUGUCAAACAGGAAUAUUUACUUCUCGUAUACAUGGGGUAUAUCAGUUUUCAUAUAAUUGUGAAACGAGAAACCAAGCAAUUGUGUUUUUAAAGAAAAAUAGAGUUUCAGUGAUUACUUCAAGGAUUUUUGAUAGGAAGUCACAAAAUAUUUUAUCAGGCAGUACCAUCCUUGAACUAAAUGCUGGUGAUCAUGUUUGGUUAGAACCUCACCAAAAACUAAAUGGAUUUUCUGAUUCCUGUUAUUUUCAGGGGCAUUUAAUCUUUGCAGUUUAAUGACUUGCCUUUAUUUCCAAACACAUAAUGACUUUUAUCAGCCAAAUGUCAAAAGUAUUUUUUUUAAUUUGUUUCUUGAACCGGGAUACCCUGAGCCACAAUCGGAAUCUUUUCAACACAAAGCUGGGUGCCACUGACAAAUUGAUUAAUUUAUGGGUCUGAUCUAAACACAUGGCUUCCUCUCUCUUAUAGAGUGUGUUAUCCUUUUCUAACUUUUGUCUCACUGGAGGAAUGCUAAAGCCCAAAUUGGCGUUCCAAGCAAGAUACUAAACUGUUUUAUUUUAAUCAAAUCAUACAAAAUGUUAGAAGUCAAACCAAUGAAGCAGAGAGCAUUGACAUCCAACCUUUUAAUACUUUCCCAAUUAAUCCCAGUCCUUUAAGUACAAAUGCUGUCACAGCUAAUUUUCAUUUGCCAUUUGUAUGUUCCGGUGAAAGUGUCAAUCCUCUACCUGAACUGCUAGAAGAACUCUGUUGUAGAAAACUGCUGGUUUUUGUUCCUGAUAAUAUUACACCAAAGCUUUUUCCUGGGUGAAACCAAGGCUUUUGGUAGAUUGAACCAAAAAUGUUAAAUUUCCUCAAAGUCAGUGGGGGGGGGGGGGGGGAGGGAGGAGAGAAAGGGAGUGAUUAAUAAAAAACAACACCUUUCAUACCUGAGAUAAGAGGUACUCCUUAGCUAACAAUAGUCCAAUCAGGAAACCUAUUAGAUACCUGCAGCCAAACCAACCAAUGAGAAAACACGUAUUCACCUGAUGGACGAACCAAUAAGCUAGGAAGUGGCCAUUCCUUGUGCAGCCACUUGAAGUGUAUUAAACACUAUACAUGUUAAAAAAACUAAUUAAAACAGUCGAAUCCAACAAUAGCUAGCAGCUAUUAGUAAUCAUCAAGUAGCAGUCAAAAUGGUUGGUUAUGAUUUUGUUUAGGAUGCAAACCCAAUAUUCACAUAAGCACACAGUGGUCAGUACUAGUACCUGCUGCAAGCAGAGUUUGUGCAUUCAUAGGGCAUCCAGCCUCAACAGUAAAUAGAAACAGAAAAUACAGGAAAAGCCCAAGGUAUCAUUUGUUUUUCUCUCUGCCUGACCAACAAAUUUUUUGAGCGUUUUCUGCUUUUUAUUUCAGACCCAUAACAGCUGUAGUAUUUUCCUUUCAGCCUCAAUAAUGUACAGCCAGUCAGUGAACGUUGUUAGGAGAUAAUAAAUCCAAGGCAUUUCCUGUUUAACAGAGAAAGCUUUUCAUUAACCCCAUGAAUUAUGAAUCUGUUCUCAUGUAUUGUCCACUUUCAUGUUUGUUCUGUUGUCACUGACUGAGCUUCACAGCAGCUGCUUUGAUAAGGAUUGAAUGACACCAUCUCACUGUGGACAUGAGUACCCUCUCUUAUCUACUAAUAAUCCAGGGGUUACGGUCUAAUAGUUAUCUUAUCAUCAAAGUAUGAGCAUAAUAAAUAGGAGCAGGUAUAAACCAUUCAGCCUUUCAAGCCUGCUCUGCCAUUGAACAAGAUCUUCUACCUUCUGUCUUCUGAUCUUCUACCUCAGCACCACUUUCAAUAUGUAGCAACAUAUCCCUUGAUUCCUGUAAUAUCCAGGUAUCUCAUUCUCUGUACUCCCACAAUUAAUAGGUCCUGACCCUUUACCUCAAUUAUUAUCCCUUCAUGUAACAAUUAUCAUCCUUUUUGCCCAACUUUCAGUUCCUGACCCUCAUUCUCUCACCACCCCUCCCCCCCGCUAACAGUAUCUGCCUCUCACUCUCUGUAACCCCAACUUUCAGUUCUUAGCCCUCACUUUCUGCUAUUGUGGUAAUAGUUUCAGGCCUAUUCUCUCCAUGCUCCCAAAUAACAGUUCCUACCCCUCUCUCUUAACAAGUUCUGCCCCACAUUCUCUGUAACCCCUAAGCCUGCCAUUGGCAGGUUCUGGGCAUCUCUCUGUAUCCAUAACAGCUCACGCUCCUCUCUUUGCCACCCUUAACUGUUUCUAUCCCUCUCUCUCUGCAAUGCUCCCCCACAGCUCCCCAAGUAAAUGUCCCUGCCCCUUCCUCUCUGGAAACUACACUAACAGUUCUUGUUUCCUCAUUCUCCAAGUUACCCAUUGGUAGAUCCUGCAUCUCACUGCUGCUAUCAUUAGCUGCAAGAUUUUGCUAGCUUCUUAGCGACCAAUCCUUCGCUAACUCUCUAUUUCCUUUUUUCCCUAAGAUCCACAAUGCUUUUGUUACUUGCAAUAUUUACCAGCUCUAAUUGAUUGAAGCCAAUUAUUAAUAUAGGAGUAAAUGGAUGUGGGUUAAACUAGAAAGUAUGUCUAAUUCAUAUUCUGAAUGAAUGAUUGUAAAGAAUCAGCCCUAUAUUGAUGGAUGCUCAGGUAUGUAAAAUAAUAUGAACUGUAAUUUCAGUAUGUUUAUUCUUGUAACAAUCAAUUGUUGAUAAUUUAAAACUUUGUUUCAAUUAUA
This is a messenger RNA of Pristis pectinata (smalltooth sawfish), 5382 nucleotides long. RefSeq names its product eosinophil peroxidase-like. Gene Ontology annotation, molecular function: heme binding; protein binding; peroxidase activity. The record is from RefSeq and is a predicted model, not a curated record. The coding region runs from base 97 to 2949 and encodes 950 amino acids. The transcript is spliced from 15 exons. Gene Ontology annotation, biological process: response to oxidative stress. Lineage: Eukaryota; Metazoa; Chordata; Chondrichthyes; Rhinopristiformes; Pristidae.